CCUGUUUACUGAUGACUGUACAAAGGAAACAAAAUGGCCUCUGGUGGAUCAAAGAAAAAAGGUGGAAAACCUGGAAUGUUUGAAAAGGUUUGAACUUGAAAAUAAAUUUGAAAUACGUAAGAGUGAUUCUUAAACCAUCUGAUACUAAUCUUACUCUUUUUAUCCACGAUAUCAGUGGAAUAUCGAUGAUCAGCCAGUCAAGAUUGAUAAGUGGGACUGUAAUGCUGUGAAAAAUGCACUUGAUGAUGCGGCCAAGAAGGUAAUGCGGUUGUGUCUCUCUCUUUUAGUUAAUUUUGCAUAUUUUCAAAAAUUCUAAACGGUCAACGCAGUUUUUCGUUCGAAGACUGAAGUGUAUUGUACUGUUACACAGCUUCUAACUUGCUUGUUCGCAAUAAACCCUCUCCUGUACCACACUAUCUUCCUCUUCUUAAUGGAGUAAAUUUGUCUGAAUAUGAAUCGUCUGGCAAAUAAUUUCACUCUUUCUCAGAUAUUCUUUCCCUUUUUCUAUCAGUGCGGGUGGAUGUUAUUGUAGGUAGAGGUUCUUUUCAGAUGAUCUUAAUUAACUCUGUUAUUGCUGUAAAAAAUGGCUGUACAGCUGUAGUACAUCCAUGAUGAAGUAUAGUAAAACUAAUUGAUGUGGUCGCUUGACUAAGGUUUCUUCGCCAUAGUAUCUUAUGUUGUGAGCAUGCUCUGGAAUGUGUGGGUAUUGCCAAGAUUGAUGGCUUGUCCUCUUUCCUUCUGUUUUGCUUGGUUCUCCUAGUCAUACUGAUUUGGACAUAACCACACUCACAGGGGAAUCCUGUUAACCACAUAAUUCAGUGUACAUAGGUAGAUAGUAUGCUUCCACAAACUGAGAUAUGAUCCUAGCAUAGUCUUAUCCAGGAAACAGAAAUACUAAACUUUUUGUUUUUGUGUGGGAGUGGAUCAAGUAAAAAGUAUGGCAAAAGAAAUCAAGUUCUCCGACCAAGACAACUGACUCUCCUGUAACUUAAUGUUCAGCAGAAGACAGUGCAACUUUGUUUACCACUUACUCCAGAAUGAAAUGAAGUGAAGUGUAUUGAUGGCGAUGCUCUCUGAUAUACUAUCAAGGGCCAGUGUUUUGAUGGUUUUCCUGACAGCCUUCACAAUCUAUAAAAUCAAUCAGAAAACCCCUUUAAAUGACAAAGGAACAGUAAAAGUCCAGUUUAACCAGAAAAUGCCGAAUCCUUUUUUUUUGUGUACAUGACAAAACACAUGUCAUCAAAACUUAAAUAAUUUGAAUUGACCGAUGAGCGCAUGCCUGAAAUUGAACAAUAAAAUGAAACAAAGUCCAUAAUCGUGUGCGCUAAGGCAUAAGUGCUAACUAAGUCCUUUCUAAGGUUUUUUAUUAAUUCCAUAAAUGCAGAAAAGGUUGCAACCGCCAGUCUUCAUUAGCUGUUACCUUGACAACAUUGCUAGGAAAGAUGGAAUAGAAUUAACAAAUAGAGAAGCCUUGACUGUACCCUGUUCUGUUGCAAAACAAGUAGGGAGUGGCUAGAGCACAAAAGAAGUGUCGGUAGGUUAGAGGGAAGUCUAAGAAAUGGUAGGACAUAUUAAAAUUUGGCAAAUGGCAUGACAGCUUCAGCUUAGCUCCAUGCUUUCUACUCUGAUAGAGCACCCUCUUUCAACCAAUGACAACAUGUGUAAUAUCCAAACUUUAUCAUAAAUUCUAAUGGUAGGAUUUCCAUGGUACCAAUAACUUUAGAAGAGAAGUGUAUCAGCCAACUGUCAAAGGCACAACUCACAAAAAUAGCCGGGCUCAAAUCUUUGAAAAAGAAGAAAAAACUAAUCACAAUGGGGUGUCAAACACAUCACAUGAAGAAGACCAGAAGUAUGCAAACUAAACAUUGCUCUUGUCAACUGAAGAAAUGAGAACAAGAGAUAGCUGAUAAAGUCUAAUCAUUAAUCAGGCUGUUAUGUAUCAAAGAAACCACUUAAUCUUUCCACAGAGUUGAUUCACUUCUCCCUUUUAAGAGGUAUUCUAUAACAUUAGUAAUUAAAAAGGGAUGGAUCAAGAGGCACACAAAAGCAAAAUCAAAAAUAAUUGCAGUUUAUAGGCAGUGAUUAAAUUAUUUAAGAUAUGUUUUGGUAAAUAUCAUAUUGUUUUUGUAUUUUAGGUACUGACUGAAGGCUUUGGAUAUGUUGAAGACUAUACAAAGACAGAUAUUCGCUUGGCUAUUUGUACCAUUUCUUGCUGCUGUGCCCUCACUGCCUUGAUAUAUGACUACCUUUACCCUUUUCCAGUGUCAUGGCCAAUACUGAUCACAUGUGUGCUAUCGUAUCCACAGAAAAAUAGUAAUAGCAAAUAAAAUUUAUGCUUAAAUCAUAAUUACCCCUUAAAAGUAAACCAAGAAUAUAAAAAUUGCUGCUAAUCUUUCUACACCAUGUGAGUUGUAGAGUGGGGGAAAAGACAAGUAAUUGCAAUUCUUCACUGUCUGGUCCAAAGGUAUUAAGCUAGAUAAUCUUGCACAGAUAGUAGGUGGAAAAGUAAACAUGGAACUAAGAAGAGGGAGGUGAGAGCUUUUACCAGGAUUAAGUAUGCAAUGUACUUAAUCUGCAUUUGCAUUAAUAGAAAGUGACAAAGUUGUUAUCAUUUCUUAGACCUUCCCAACUUUUACUGAUUAUUGCAUAUGAAGAACACUUUACUUGACUAUCAAAAGAUAUUUUUUUUUGAUGACUGUGCUAACCAUCUUUACCACGUUUGUUGAAAAGAACUACAUAAUGUUUGCAGUACAGAAAAGUGAAGCUGGGGUGGUAAGUGUAGUCACAAUUGUAUAGUAUAAAUGUAGACACCAUCAGACAAGCAAUUGAUAUAUACCCUAGAGCUUUUGGUGUGUGCUUCUAAUACAGUUGACUGAUAAAUCUGAAUACAGCAUGAGAAUUCUAAGAUGGUAAGAGGACAAAGGUCACACUCAGAUCAGGUACUUGGUCAAAGUGCAACAUGUUUCCCCCAAAAAGAGUUGUAAAACUCCAUGGCUCUGAAAGGUUUUUGGGCUCUUUAAGGGUAAUUUCUUGCCUGUAAAAAAUGUUCCUCAAAGUUUCCCAAAACAGCUGAUGUCUCCUCUGAUAUUUUUUCUUUUAUUUUAUUUUUUCCUUUUUGAUUGAUCACUACAAGGUAUUAAAAAAUGUUCAAAAAACUGAUUUAAUCUUUCCAGAGCUUGUUCCAAUUCUUGUAAAUCAUCAGUCGUGUAACCCUUUCUGUUUGAGCCCAAACAGUUUGGUUGAAUACACUUCCACCCAAUAAUGUUAUAGAUUUCAGUGAAAAUGUUGAUAGACUGGAACUUGACCAAUGAUGUACUGUAAUGACUUGAUUUAGUACCCUUCUUCUAAUAAGCACCCCCCCCCCUCAAAUUUUUUUUUGUUAAUAAGCACCCCUAUUCUCAUUAGCACCCCUAUUAAGCAAGCAUCCUCAUUCCAGCAAGUGCCCCCUAUUCCAAGAAAUGCCCCUGAUCUGUUUCAGUAAUAACACUCUAAGUGUUUGUGGUCCAUCUUCCUCUAAAUGCUCACUUAAAGCCUCACAACAAAAAAAGUUGUAUUCAUCUCAGUCUCAUCAAAACUCUGUCUCACAUUCCACUGUUUCUCAAAAAAAAAUUAUAAGUGCCCUGUUUUAAAGACACCCUCCCUUGUGGUAUCAGAAGUAAACAAGUUCCUAGGGUGCUAAAUGGAAUCAGUACAAUAAGUUGAAAAAGUUUGUUAUUUUUCCUUUACAGAGCACUAAUAAAUCACUGUUUUCAUAGGGCCCAGAUAACUACUGGCGUUUGCAUUCAACUCUGAAACGUUAUGACCACAACUAUUCCCUCACUAUCAUAUGUAAGGAUGGUGACACUAAAAAAGAAAGGCAACAGACCAUUUCUAAGUAUGAUAUCUAACUAUAAGUGACCAUUAAUGCACUAAUGUACUGACAAGCAGACAGGUACUGAUAAUGAAGAAAAUUAUGGACUCACUGACAUGGAAAGCAUGUGAAUAUAUGAAAAUGACGUGUGAACUGUGGAUUCAAAAUUAAUAUGAGAGUGAUCUUUGCAGUAAUGAAGAGAAGGCCUGAAAAAAAUUCAGGCCCAUAUGGGAUUUAAACCCAUGACCUCUGUGAUACCAGUGCAGUGCGUUACCAACUGAGCUAACAAGUGAUCUUCACAGUGAUGAACACCACUAGGCAGGCCUUAUUUUCACUACUGCUUGAGUAGUCUUCAUCACUGCAAAGACCACUUUCAUAUUCAUUUCUUAAUCUGCAGAUCACUUAUUUGAUAUUCAGGAUUUUUAUAAACCACCAUAAUGACCAGCUCUCAGUAAACAGUUGCCACUUUUCUCAAGGGAAACACUGUCUGGAAGGCAGAAGGAUAACUAGGGACAUUUUUUUUCCCUUUAGGGUUUGAGAUACUUAUUAGAACCUUUUUUUGUAAGGCAACGUGAACAAAUUGCAAGGCAAGAUGGCUUACGAAAGAUUAGAUCAAAAUGCAUUUGUGAUUAAGUGUCGCAUUUAGCAAACUUUGUGAGGAAAUACCCAACUGGAUUGUUCAAAUGUGUAAUGCUACAAUUUCUUGUGACGAGAGAAUUCAUGCCAUUAAGGAAACUUUUCUUAUGUAUUUCAGGUCAGUGGCUUCAUGGUUUGAUGAAGAAGGGACACUGCUUAAGGAUAUCAUGGAAAAAGAUGUUCGUGAGCUUCACAAUGGAAUUGCUUCAGAAAAGAAGGACAAAUGAUGUCAACAGUACCUGCUUUUUAAGUAACUUUAUGUAACUUAGAGUGUCAAAAGUAAAUUAGUUGUUUAUAGACAAGAAGAGAUAACUUGUCACCUUUGAAACACUUUUGAUUUAAACACUUAGCACCUACAAUAAAACUGACAUCAGGUGAAAUUUUUGUAGUUGUUGUGGGAUUGCUCAAUGUAUUUUGCUACCCUUUUGAUCAAUGAUUUUGUCCGUGUCUGUGGAAAGUUAGAGAACAUAUCAGAGAUUUUAUCCACAAAGGAGGAGUACUAAAAUCGGGUUCAUACUCCCAGGAACUCAUUACACUCCCUGACUUUCAUUGACCUUUUCAAGUUCUCUUUUGAGAACAGUCUUGUGAUUUAGCCCUUUUUAUUGAUUUCAAAUAAUCACAUGAAUGGUUUAGUAGUUUUCUGUGACCCAUAUUCCAAUUCCAUGACUUUCCAGGCUUGGAUAAUGGUGUUGUGGAAUUCUAUGAGUUUCUAGAAUUUGCAUGACUCAUUCAAACCCUGAAUGUAAUGAACCCUUCGCACCCCAAAAUCAGUAUAAAAAUUCUCCAUACUGUACUCCAUACAUUUCCUAAUGUGCUGAAAAGGAUAAUUUGUUUAACAACCAAGAGCUGCUUUGGUUAGUGAUCAUUUCCUUGAAUCUUGUGACCUUAAUGUGUGACUGAUAUUGUAAGAAAUAAGAUGCUAGUCACUCUUAGGGGUUUAAGGGUUAAGUAUGAAAGAAAAUUAAAGUUUGAAGC
Molecule: messenger RNA, 5461 nt
Organism: Pocillopora meandrina
Lineage: Eukaryota; Metazoa; Cnidaria; Anthozoa; Scleractinia; Pocilloporidae
Source: the annotation of a GenBank genome assembly